This is a messenger RNA of Lycium ferocissimum, 2371 nucleotides long. RefSeq lists its product as uncharacterized. The transcript has a single exon. Gene Ontology annotation, molecular function: transcription cis-regulatory region binding. Bases 660 to 1940 code for a protein of 426 amino acids. Gene Ontology annotation, cellular component: nucleus. The record is from RefSeq and is a predicted model, not a curated record. NCBI's taxonomy places the organism in Eukaryota, Viridiplantae, Streptophyta, Magnoliopsida, Solanales, Solanaceae.
GGAUUAGCUAAUCCACAUCCCUUGUGCACGUUAGCAUUAUCAAGACUCUCCACUCAUCCUUUUGUGUCAUCAUUCACACAAUCCCCACCCACUAUUCGCACACAACUGGCUAAAAUUCAAUACCCCCAACCACCCCACCACCCCCUUACCUCUCAACAUCAUCAUUCAACAACCUCAACCUCUACCACUACCCCACUCUCACCAUCCCCCUCACCUAUGCUAUCUUGCGCCUCAUAACCCCAUUCCCCACCCAUCAUAACCACCCCACUUCCCCUUCUCCUUUAUAUCUCAACAUCAUCAUACAACCACGCCACCCCACCCCUACCACCUCAUCACCUUUGCUAUCUUGCGCCACACUACCCAUUCCAAACCCCAUCAUCACCUCCCCACUUCACCACCUUUGCUAUCGUGCCCAUUACCCAACCAUCAUUCAUUCAACAACCUCCACCUCAUCACCUUUGCUAUCUUGCGCCUCUCUAGCACUACCCACUCCCUACCCACCAUCAUCAUUCCUCAACCUCCACCUCAUCACUCUUGCUAUCUUGCGCCUCCCUAGCACUACCCAUUCCUCACCCCCAUCUCUCCUUACACUCCUUUUAUAUCUCAACCUCCCACAAUCAAAACACAACCACUCAACUUUCCCAAACACAAAUCAAACGAUGUCAUCCCACCCUGACCCUCCCAUCACCCCAGAUUCACCCACCCAAGAUUCAAACCCCCCACCCCCACCAUCAACAGCCCCCCCACCACAACAACAACAACCUCGUAGAUUCCCACCACCAUGUUGGACACAAGAAGAAACCCUCGCCUUAAUCACCGCAUACCGUGACCGUUGGUACGCACUCCGCCGCGGCUACCUCCGUACCGCAGACUGGGACGCAGUUGCCACCGCAGUAACAACCAAUUGCCCUGACGUAACUCCACCAAAAACAUCCGCUCAAUGUCGACACAAAAUGGAAAAACUACGUCAACGUUACCGUGCUGAAAAACAACGUUCCCUUAAUACCCCUAAUAAUGGUAGGUUUUUUUCAUCUUGGUUUUUUUAUGAUAAUAUGGAUGCUAUGGAAAAUGGUACAACUGUACAAGCUAUUAGAUCUGAAAAACAACAGCAGCAGCAACAGCAACAAGGGGUUGGGGUUGUUAAUGUUGCUAAUAUUGAUGAUGGGUACGCGUUAAAAUCGAUGAUAGAUCAGAAUUUACUGAAAUUGAAAAUCAAGAAUGGGGGGAAUGUGAAUUUGAACAAUACUAUGGAAGAUUUGCCACCACACCCGCAUCCGAAUUUCAUGUUUAAUGUAUCGAAAAACAACCCAAACCCCGAAAGGAGUAAUUUUGUUAAUAGGGUUCCGAACGGGUAUUAUAUGGGAGGAUCUAACUUAGAGGAGGAACGACGACAUGAUCUUGAGUUUCGCGUAAAAAAUGGGAUUUCGAUGAAAGGGAGGCGAACGGGGCGAUUUGGAGAUGUAAAUGGAUUUGAUCAUAAAGGUGGGAACUUUGGAAUGAAUAAUCCGAGUUUUGAUUGUGAUGAAGGGAGUGAAUAUAAUGGAAGUAGUAAUGCUAGUGACGGGUUUCAUAUUAGGAGUAAUAUGGGUGUUUCGAGUUCGAGAAGAAGUUAUAAUAGUGGGAAUGUUGAACAACAACAACCUAAUCUUGGUUACUCGAAAUUCGGGGGGAAGAAGGGGGGUGGUGUUGGGGCGAAGAGGGGGAGGGAUCCGAUGGAAGAGAUGGUUUUAUCGAUUAAGUUGUUAGGCGAAGGGUUUAUUAAGAUGGAGAAAAUGAAGAUGGAAAUGGCAAGGGAAGUGGAACAGAUGAGAAUGGAGAUGGAGAUGAAACGGAACGAGAUGAUACUCGAAUCGCAAAAGCAAAUCGUGGAUGCGUUCGUGAAGGUAUUGAGUGAGGUUAACAAAAACAAGAAUGUGAAGACUGCUUCACCUGAAUCAUAGUACUGAUCUUUCAUGCUAUGUUGUUUUAGAUGUUCUCUAUAGAAGCAAAAACAUAUCAAGACAAACGAUGUUGUUAUAGAAAGGUUAAAUGCAACCCUUAAGGCUUAGGUGAAUGUUGGAGAGUAUUUUGAACAACAAUGCCUCAAUCCGAAACAAGUUGGAGCACGCUUGAUUAUAAGGUUCUUGAUUUCUAUGGUCUGUGCUUUACAUUUGCUCUGCCUAUUUCUGACUUUGUGUGAUCAUAGUUUGAUCAAAGUUUUAGCCUUUUAGGUCUGUUUGUAUUUCCGGGCAAUCUGUGACAUAUAGUAAUGUGUACAGCUACUGGUUUUAGUAGUAGUAGUUGUUAUUUAUAUGGUAUUUUGUUGUAGUAAGGAUUAUAAGAUGUGAGGGAUUUAUCCUGAGAUCUGAUUCUUAAAGAAAUUUUAAGUACA